AUGAGCAAGAUCUGCGCGCAGCGGACGGAUUUUGACGGCGGCUGGGGUCUGGACCUGGUGCUAGACUGCCGAUCGAAUGGCGGCGGUGGCUUCGGCGGCUCUGGCUCGAACAGUGGCUCCGGCAGCGGCGGCUCUGGCUCCGGUGGAGGUGCGGUUGCAUUCACGACAAGUUGUGAGAUCAAGGGGUUUAUCCCCACUGUGAUACAAGGGAAUCUCCCCCUUAUGGGGGGUUAG
Messenger RNA from Effrenium voratum, 234 nucleotides. NCBI's taxonomy places the organism in Eukaryota, Dinophyceae, Suessiales, Symbiodiniaceae. The record is from the annotation of a GenBank genome assembly.